AUGACGAGAAAUGAGACAUCCAGAGUUGCAAAUACGUCGCUGGCAUCAUUGGCCAUGGACAUCGAUCCAACAUAUCCGGGCACGAUCAUAAGAGUGGCGCUCGCUGGCGAAUCCGUUCUCAACAUAUUUUUCUUCGGACUACCGUACAUCUUUUCUCCACAUUCAACCCUGAGACGCCACUUUUUACCUGAAUCCACCACGAAUGCUGGCGCAUGGCCUUCUGCUGAAGCCUCUUCCCUUAUGCAGUGGCUCGGCACACCCAUGUUGGCCAUAACGGCCGUGAUGUUGCUUGCAAUUCCCAACAGGUCGGGAGCUAUUGAAGCAAGGCGGAUUGUGUACAUUUUGUUGGCCGUGCUAGAAGCCAUGUGGAUUGUACUUGUACUAUGGCAAGCGUGGGCUGCAGGCGAGGAUGCUAGUGGCCUGCGUUCUUCGGCAUUGAUGUAUUAUAUGGCUGUGCCAAUGACCGGAUGGCUACUUUUCAGGUCCUGGGUAUUAUUCAUGAAGCCAGACUGGAUGGGAAGAUAUCGGGCAAAGGUCAAUUAG
Molecule: messenger RNA, 543 nt
Organism: Penicillium crustosum
Lineage: Eukaryota; Fungi; Ascomycota; Eurotiomycetes; Eurotiales; Aspergillaceae
Exons: 1
Coding region: 1-543 (180 amino acids)
Source: RefSeq, a predicted model, not a curated record